GGCGGGAGGAAGAUGGCGGCGGCGGCGGCCGGGGACGGAGCGGGCGAGUGGCAACCGUUGGAGCCGCUGGAAGUGGAGCGACGGCUCGAGCGGACCCGCAGCCAACUCAGCAACCGCCGCAAGAUCCUCAUCAAGAGCCUGGUGCCCGGCACCGGCCCCCAGGAAGUGCAUGAGCUGUUGGCAGACUAUGAGCUGAAGUACUGCUACGUGGACAAGAACAAAGGCACCGCCUUUGUGACUCUGCUGAACGGUGAGCAAGCGCAAGAUGCCAUUCAGAAACUCCACCAGUCGGAAUUUCAGGGCCGUGAGAUCUCUGUUCAGCUUCAGCCGACAGACACGCUGCUGUGUGUGACCAACCUCCCCCUGUGCUACAGCCAGGAGCAGUUUGAGGAGCUAGUGCGACUGUAUGGGAACCUGGAGCGCUGUUUCCUGGUGUACAGCGAGACCACAGGACACUCGAAGGGCUACGGCUUCGUGGAGUACAUGAAGAAGGAUUCAGCAGCUCGGGCCAAGUCUGAACUGAUGGGCAAACAGCUGGGGACGUGCACGCUGUCUGUGCAGUGGACAGACGUCAAUCACCUCUCAGCCGAUCUGCUUCACUCCAAGUGCCUUUGUGUAGAUAAGCUACCACUCGACUACCGGGACGCCGAGGAACUGACCCAACUGCUCUCCCGGCCGUACCGACCGGUCUUCUGUCAGCUGACCCCGGGAUCGAGCAGCCAGGCUGGCUUCGCGGUGGUGGAGUACGAGACGGCCACUCAGACGGAGCUGGUGCAGCGAGCGCUGGACGGGAUGCUGUUGGGGAACAGUCGGAUCCGGGUGUCGUUCUGUGCCCCGGGACCCCCAGGCCGCAGCACGCUGGCCGCGCUCAUCGCUGCCCAGGGCUUGCUUCUGACCAGCAGGAAGGGGCUGCUUCCUGAGCCCAACCCCCUGCACAUCAUCAACAACAUCAAUCACCCGGCCGCACUACAACUUCUGCUGAGGCCUUACCUCAACGGAGGCGCGGCCAAGCAAGGUGUGUUUGCAGCCCCCUGUAAUGUCCCUGUGCUGCCCAACCCGGCACUGGCCGCAGUGCUGCUCCAGAUCAACAGAGCACAACAGAACGCAAUGCUAGGAAACGGACUGUUGUUUCAGAGUCUCCUGAGGAUGCAGGUAGCCCAACAACAACAACAGCAGCAACACCAGCAGCAGCAACAAAAACAGCAACAACAGCAGCAGUUGCUCCUGACCAAAGAAACGCCAGCGCCCGGCAUUAAGCCUGGAUUGCUGGGAGACCCGGCUGUGCUGUUUCUUCAGAAGGCUAUGGGUUUACCGGCUGCAGGGAUUAAUCACCCAAAGGGAGUUUUGACCGACCUACCAAAGGGUGUUCCUGUUGCAGGGCUGAGCCUGGAGCCCGGCCAGUCUCCCGUGGGCACGUUACCGUUUUAUCCCAACCGCAGCCUCUUGCCACACGGACGAGGGGAGCAGAAGGCCCCCGAGAAAGCGGCAGCAGGUUUGGGAGUGCAUCCGGCACUACCGGCAGCCGCCCUGGCACACCUACAGGGCAUCCCCAACCCUCUGCUCAAUACUCUGCUCGCCAGCCUCCAGCAGCACCGAGCUCAGCCCAGCCUGCCCGAACCUGCGUCUGUGGGGGGCAUCACGGCAAACAAGUUGUCUCUGUUGGGUGAUCCUCCCCAGGACCUAAAGGUGCCUAACAAUCCAUACUUGAACUUCUACAGUGUCUUUCCUAGCCUGAACCCACCGGCAGGGAGCAUGGGUAAGCAGGUCGGUGUGUCGCAGCAGUCCAGGGGGCUGGGGGCUGUGCUAAACCUCCCCAGCUCCAGGACCACCCAGUCCUCAACCGAGCAGCAGCAGCAGCCAGCCGCCUCCCAGUACACGUACGACGCUUACCAGGAUUACCCGUCAAACUACCGGGAUUACUCACAGGAGCAGCCGUGGUACCCCCAGGGAGUCCCGUCGUUGGAUGAGGGCUUUGCACAUGGGCACAGAGCGGAGCAAGACGAGGUGACGGCUGCAGCUUAUACCGAGGCAUCGACGGCACCUGCGGAAGCGUUCUACAAUCAGCCACCCGCUGCCUAUGGGGACUACAACACCUUUGUACAGAUGGUGCCUUCCUAUUACACUACCAGUCAAGCCUACUACCCAGCCAACGUGCCCUCUGCUUACACCAACAAGAGUCCUGUGGCAGGCCAGAAACGUGCCUCUUCCUACCUCCUGCCCUCGCCGGAGGUCAGCCCAGACGGGGGGUAUGUGGGGCAGCACUCGCAAGGGCUCGGGGGUCAUUACGCCGACUCCUAUUAUAAGAAAAAGCGUGUGUUCUGAGCCGGCCGCUCUUGGUGCCUCCUUUGCCAUGUUUGGGUGUCGCUGAUGUUAUCGCCCAAACGCUGGAUUGACUGUUUUACAUUGUGAAUGGCUGUGACCCCACACUCGGCAGCCGUUUUGCAACCUCCUUUCCUUCGACCCGCUUUCCGUUCAUCAAGACAUCCCGACUUUUAAAAACAACACACGGAGAGAACAGAAAAGCUACGUUUUAUCGAGUUUAUGCGAGUUUUAAUUGUUGGAAUAUGACUUUUUAAAUCAUUGAAUAUUUUUCUUCUCCCCCUCUCUUCCUCCCCCCACACCGCCCCCCCCCCCCUCACACACAUGUUGCUGAUUGUGGGUUCUAACUGUCUGCCUUCCUACAUUACACACAGGAUGUUUCGUACAGUGUUGUUUUACAGGAUUUUACAGGAUGCAUCCCUCCAGAGUUACCCCAAC
This is a messenger RNA of Callorhinchus milii (elephant shark), 2757 nucleotides long. It is a transcript of the gene raver2, whose product is annotated as ribonucleoprotein, PTB-binding 2. The transcript has 15 exons. Gene Ontology annotation, molecular function: mRNA binding. Gene Ontology annotation, cellular component: cytosol. The record is from RefSeq and is a predicted model, not a curated record. The coding region runs from base 13 to 2322 and encodes 769 amino acids. Lineage: Eukaryota; Metazoa; Chordata; Chondrichthyes; Chimaeriformes; Callorhinchidae.